CAGAAACGGAUAAGGUGAGGAAAUCGGUGGGGGCGGCGGAAACAUUGAAAGGCGUUUCAGAGUCACCAUGUUUUACGACGCGUGUCUCUUUUUCAGCCGGUUUUCUUCUCGCUGGUUACAUCAGAGCUUCGGAGAUAUUAUAUAACUCAACGACGUAGCUGUUGCAUUUUUUGUUUUUGCAAUGAUCUUCAUCUUCAUGACCGGAUAAACUCUUAGAGAAAGAUUCAAAGUGAUUAUCUUUGUGGAUCCCUCCAUUGCUAUGUGGAAUUUAGCUUCAAAAUCGAUCAGAGAAGGUUUUAUAUCGAAGGGAGAAGAAGCUGCUACAAAACCAAGAAGAGCUACUUUAGAUAGAUCAGGAGAUGGAAGAAAGACAACAAAGGAAGAAAAAUUGGAGUGUCCCAUUUGCUGGGAAUCAUUCAACGUUGUUGAGAAUGUACCUUAUGUCUUAUGGUGUGGUCAUACAAUCUGCAAGUACUGUCUCUUAGGGCUUCAACGUGCCAUUGUCAUCAAAUCCUCUGCUUUACCAUUCCAGCUUCCCUUCUUCGUUGCUUGCCCUUGGUGCAAUAUUCUCUCUUUAAGGCUGGUUUGCAAUGGAACCAUCAGAUUUCCUUCCAAGAACUUUUACCUUCUGUGGAUGGUAGAAAGCAUGAAUGGCUCCAGAUCGGAGGCACCCAGCGACAACAAAAGGGUUGCUUCAGGGCAGAGAGACUUGAGAAAUAGGUGUGAUGGAGUGAGUAAUACCGCCUUGGGUGAUGAAGGGUUGCUGGACAAUCGCAGCUGGUGGAAUGGUGUGACCAGAGGAUUCUUCAGAACUGGGAGGCUCCAUGACUCGGUACGUAAGUCAAUGGCUCUUGUUGCUCAUUUGUUGGCUAAGUUUCCUCUGGUAGUCAUAUUCCUGUUGAUGGCUUUAUAUGCAAUCCCUGUGAGUGCUGCAGUUCUCGGGGUUUAUUUCUUUGUUACGUUUGCUUUGGCUGUCCCGUCGUUUCUCGUCCUUUAUUUUGCCUUCCCGAGCUUAAACUGGCUGAUCAGAGAGAUUGCAACCUGACUCAUUGUACUGUUUCUUUCUUCCUGUAUGUUUCCUGACUUGUAAGAAACACGAGAUAGAGCCAACGUUGUUUACACUCAAUAUAGACAAGAAGAAGAGAAGAUCUUUAUUUUC
Messenger RNA from Arabidopsis thaliana (thale cress), 1159 nucleotides. RefSeq names its product RING/U-box superfamily protein. Lineage: Eukaryota; Viridiplantae; Streptophyta; Magnoliopsida; Brassicales; Brassicaceae. Bases 260 to 1045 code for a protein of 261 amino acids. The transcript is spliced from 2 exons. Gene Ontology annotation, molecular function: catalytic activity, acting on a protein; transferase activity. The record is from RefSeq and is marked reviewed.